AUGUUUUCCUCCCUUUGUAUGAUCAAUGCUAUCUUCAAGGAAUGUGGCAUAAUCAUGGUGGCCUUCUUGCUCCUUCCUUCUCAUGUUCCAAUGUUUGUGCUCCUCUUCACUUCUUGUUUGGCGACUCCUUAUUUGGCCUCUAACAUCGUGUAUGGGUGGGUCUUGAUCUUCUUGGCUUGUAUCUUGCUUGGUGCUUCAUUUGGUGGUGUGAGGGAUCAAAGAGAGGGAGGUACCUCUAUUUAUAGGGAAUGGAAGCUCAGCAACAGGUGGAGCCACCCUUUGUACGUGAAGGACGAGGAAAUUUAG
Molecule: messenger RNA, 306 nt
Organism: Linum trigynum
Lineage: Eukaryota; Viridiplantae; Streptophyta; Magnoliopsida; Malpighiales; Linaceae
Source: the annotation of a GenBank genome assembly